GAGGAGGUGCUCCUUUGGGCUUCUCCUGUUAAGCGGCAGUCGACGAGUUUCUUUUUGAUAUGCCUUUUUUUCCUCUUCUUCCUUUCUCUUUACGGAGUGUAUAACCGCUCUUCCUCUUCUCCGUUGCGCUGUCUCUCUCUCUCUCUCGUUCCACCUGGGGAUCCAACGACGGCGAAGGCAUGGACGUGCGACUCGCGCUUUCGCACCGUCAUUCGGCCUCUCCCUUUCGCCUUUGCUUCACCGGGGUGAUGAUCGGUUUCGUGAACGCGUUGCUCCUCCGCUCCCCUCCGCUCUCCCUCCUCCUCUCCUUCUUUGAGUUCAAUUGUUCGAAGAUUACAACGCAGUACACCGACAGAAGAGGGAGCGCCUUGAAUGGAACUAUUUCGUUGCUGCUGUUGCUGUUUUACCGGCACGCGCCCGCUGCGCCACAUCGGAGCGUCGUUCUUUCCGUAUUCCUUGAAAACAAGAAGUGAAGCAAGCUUUUCCCACCUUUACGCCUUCCUCAUUUGUGCAGCACGUCAACGCAGCGGCAUUACUCGCCAACUGAGUACGGCGGUGACGGUUGCGGAAAGGAGGAGGGGAGGAGGGGAGGGGCGGAUGGCAGCAAUGAGCACUGGGAACUUCAAAACGAACAAAAAAAAGGCGAAGGAUGUAAAUCGCCGCCUCUUCUAGCGUGUACCGGUCAGUACGCAAGUCGGCCGCAGGGUAUCGAUGCCUUCCAUUCGGACGAGUACGUAGACAAGUGAACAAAUAGCACGUGGAGGAAGGGAGGGAGGGAGGGAUGUCAGCAGCAGCGGUUUUUUCGUCUGUGCCCUUCAAUAUCGACGGCGAGUGUGCAGUACGGCUUUUCUCGGCGUGUCUUCCCGCUCGUCGCCGUCUUUUCCCAUCAUGAACUCUCCAGUCCAGUGAUCCCUUUCUUUCUCUCUCUCUCUCUCCGCAUGGCUUGUCUGGUGACCGAAGGAGCGCGGCAUGCUUGAUGGCGCGCAGUCGCUGUUUGCUCUGCGCGUCUCCUAUCGGCCCUGCAGGAGAGCAAUCGCCGCGGUGAUGAUGCCUUGUCUGUUGUGGCUGUUGGCUGCUUUAACGCUUUUCUCUUUUCUAUUUUUCCAAAUUCACCUCCUUCGAUGAGCAAGUACAUAUAAUAUGCACAUGUAAGCCCCGCUUUUGCGUGGUCAGCGGAGGAAACCGCGGUGCAGUGGUGCAAACGUAAAUACAUUUUACUGCCAUGUAUUGCUUUGCUCGUAUUAUUAUUAUUAUUUUUUUUUAGGUUCCACUUACUCCGGGGUAUCACCUUACCGCGACACCGAUUCUUUUUUAUUUUUAUUUUUCUUAAGUUUUUCAAAACAAACAUAUCCGCACCUUGAGAGCGUGCCUUCGGCACGGAAGGAAUGGAGGCUAACUGCCAGGAGGUCCCUCUCUAGGUGGGAUGGACAGGUACGUUAAAUGCGUGUCGCAGGGGUAAGUGUGAUGGUCCGAAAAAAAAAAACAGUAACUAAAGAUGUCAUAAGGGGAACCAGAGUACAUCUUUUGCCUCGAAACGUCAUCUAUUCUUUUUUUCUCUUUUCCUCUGAUCUGCAAGUGAUGCGUUGCACCACUCAAGAAUGAAUGAGCUCUUUUUUUGACUGUGUGCUGGCGACCAGCAGCAGGCAUCGGCGGUUGUGCACAGCUGUGUUUUCCGGUUCGUUGCAGCAGCUGCCCACUUCUCCACUGAGCAAAAAGCCUGCGUGUUGUGAAGUUCAUGAUCUGCGCAGUCUGACGGUGAUGCAACGCACGCAGCUGGCAAACCAAAUUCUUCUUCAUCGACACGUUCCUCGUUCAAAAGACCGCUCGUCUUUUGCCAUUUCUUUUCUAAGCAAGAUAUCGACAACGCGCCAUGGAGUUACAGUGGUGUGCGAGGUGACGCCGCAGUGAAGGCGUGUGGUAGUGGUUGUAGAAUUGAAGAAACAGAAGGGGGUGCCAAUGUUAACUGUCAGGCAGCUCUAGUUAAGACGUUGAAUGCACUUCGUCAGAAACACAUAGCGCAUGUUGCACCGCUUCUCAUCAGCGAAAGGAAAGACGCAAUUCUCUUCCUCGCCUCUCUCUCUUUAUCUUCUUUUUUUGCUUAGCAGCACCACCAAGAGCGGUCACACAACAGUAAUCUGCCAUCGCGCGAGCGUGAUGAUGGACGAAAAGCAAGGGCAGGCGGCAUCGUCCAGCACUGCAGCAACAGCACAGGCAGUGAGCCCGGCACAGCGUCAGCGCACCCUGACCUUGAGGCCCACGCAGUCGGACUCCGACACCGCGCCGGAUACGCUGACGCUUCACCUGACCGUUCGGUGCUUCACCGACUACAUUCUUGUAUUCGUCACGGAGGAUGAGACGUGUGCGCCUGGCGUCGUCCUACGCUACGACGCCCCGGCGCCGGGUCCCGGUGCCUUCAUGUACGAGGGGGAGACGCCGUCGCUGGACGUGACGGUGCUGCUCGGCCUGCGUGACCACCCCCUUACGAACAUGCUCGCCAGCAGCAUUGCACAUCGCAUCCGCCGCUACGGAGAGGCGCGGCCGCUGUUGAUGGGCCUGAGCGUGGUGCAGUCGUCGAAGAAGCUGCCGAACGCGGCUGCCAAGAAGGAAUUUUUAAGCUUCGUGGCCUCUCAACUGUUGGAACUGGCCGGAGAGGCGCGUGCCACCGAGUAA
Leptomonas pyrrhocoris is the source of this 2670-nucleotide messenger RNA. RefSeq lists its product as hypothetical. Bases 2155 to 2670 code for a protein of 171 amino acids. NCBI's taxonomy places the organism in Eukaryota, Euglenozoa, Kinetoplastea, Trypanosomatida, Trypanosomatidae. The record is from RefSeq and is a predicted model, not a curated record. The transcript has a single exon. Gene Ontology annotation, biological process: proteasome assembly.